Molecule: messenger RNA, 5859 nt
Organism: Lepus europaeus (European hare)
Lineage: Eukaryota; Metazoa; Chordata; Mammalia; Lagomorpha; Leporidae
Gene: IFIH1
Product: interferon induced with helicase C domain 1
Exons: 15
Coding region: 850-3768 (972 amino acids)
Biological process (GO): response to virus; innate immune response; positive regulation of interferon-beta production
Cellular component (GO): cytoplasm
Molecular function (GO): single-stranded RNA binding; double-stranded RNA binding; zinc ion binding
Source: RefSeq, a predicted model, not a curated record
GUUCUUGGGAAGCCACAGGAGGUCAGGUUUAUAUUAGGAAGACCACAGGGGUGACUUCUUCCUGGGGUACUAGGGUCCCAGGACUCCGGACUGGAGUGUUCUUGGCUUCAUCUCUCCCUGACCCUCGCAGUGUCCGCGCGCCGGCAGGGACACUGCUUCCCGCUCACGUUAAGGAGCAUUUUCUCUUCACUUCUCUUUCGGAAAGUCCGAAAUCACAAGUUGCCCUGCCCUCAAAUUUUAGCUGACAAAGGGGUGUGACGGCUGAGGCGGAACGCUGCAUGGAAGACAAAACACCGGCCCGGGGAGCACGGCGGGAGUGCUGCUUGUCUCACUGGGUUCCUGGGAGAAUUCGUUUUCCUUUUUCUGUUUCCUCUCAUCAAGGACUGUCUUCACCCGGCCGACUUAAAGGCGGCUCCGCCCCGAUCACACCAACUUCUCCGGGCAGACGGCUUACGCGAUGUCCCGGGAAGAGAAUCGAAACAGAAACCAGUAUCUCGCCAAUUAGAAAAACCGCCUGCGGAAGGCAGGACUCAAGGCAGCUCCCUCCCAGGGUGUAGAGGCGUCGCCCGGGACCCCGCGCGCCCCGCAGAGUCCAAGGGAGCCUCGUCCUCGCCCUCGGCCCCGAACUCUCCGCAGCAGCGGCCCAGGCCCCGCCCACCUGCCCACCUGCCCACCUGCCCACCUGACGGGCUGUCCAGGUGCGACUGCGUUCUGGGCGCUGGCCUAGGGGCCUUGCCCGGGACUUCUUCGCCAUCGUUGCAGACAGAGCCUGCUUCUGCAGGGCAGCUGACAGAGGCGCAGGUCCACCGUUUCGUGGAGAGAAUCCUCUCCCUUUUCCAAGGACGGAAGAUGUCGAACGGUUAUUCCGCAGACAAGAAUUUCCGCUAUCUCAUCUCAUGCUUCCGGGCCAGAGUGAAAAUGUGCAUCCAGGUGGAGCCUGUCCUGGACCACCUGACCUUUCUGCCUGCAGAUGUGAAGGAGCAGAUCCACAGGACAGCCGUCACUUCUGGGAAUGUGCAAGCAGUUGAACUGCUCCUGAGCACCUUGGAGAAGCAGGUCUGGCCCCAGGGCUGGGCUCGCGAGUUUGUGGAGGCCCUGAAGAGAGCCGGCAACUCUUUAGCAGCCCGCUACCUGAACCCUGAGCUCGCCGACCUGCCCUCGCCAUCAUUCGAGAACACUCAUGAUGAAUGCCUCCAACUGCUGAACCUCCUGCAGCCCACGGUGGUGGACAGCCUUCUGGUUCGAGAUGUCUUAGAUAAAUGCGUGGAGGAGGAACUGUUGACCACUGAAGACAGAAAUCGGAUCUCUGCUGCAGAAAAUAAUGGGAAUGAGUCAGGGGUACGGGAGCUACUAAAAAGGAUUGUGCAGAAAGAAAACUGGUUUUCCACAUUUCUGGAUGUUCUCCGUCAAACAGGAAAUGAUAAACUUGCGCAAGAGUUAAUAGGCACCAAUUUCUUGGAGAGCAAUGCAGAGGAUGAAAAUGUAUCACAAGAAGAUGGUCCUGAAGUUCAAGAGUCACUUUAUUCAACCACAGAUCAGCCAAGUCCAGAGAAAGUGGGAUGGGACAUGGAGAACAACUCAUCAGAGUCAUCUUUUGCAGAUUCUUCUGUGGUUUCAGAAUCAGACACAAGUUUGGCAGAAGGAAGUGUCAGCUGCUUAGAUGAAAGUCUUGGACAUAACAGCAACAUGGGCAGUGAUUCAGGCACCAUGGGAAGUGAUUCAGAUGAAGACAAUGUAGCAGUAAGAAGAUCCCCUGAGCCAGAGCUGCAGCUUAGGUCUUACCAAAUGGAAGUUGCCCAGCCAGCCUUGGAAGGGAAGAACAUUAUCAUCUGCCUUCCUACAGGGAGUGGGAAAACACGAGUGGCUGUUUUCAUUGCCAAGCAUCACUUGGACAAGAAGAAAAAGGAAUCUAAUCCAGGAAAAGUUAUAGUUCUUGUCAAUAAGGUACCGUUAGUUGAACAGCUCUUUCGCAAAGAAUUCAAACCAUUUUUGAAGAAAUGGUAUCGUGUUAUUGGAUUAAGUGGUGAUACCCAACUGAAAAUAUCAUUUCCAGAAGUUGUCAAAUCUCAUGAUGUUAUUAUCAGUACAGCCCAAAUUCUUGAAAACUCCCUUUUGAAUUUGGAAAAUGGAGAAGAUGCUGGUGUCCAAUUGUCAGAUUUUUCCCUCCUUAUCAUUGACGAAUGUCAUCAUACCAACAAAGAAGCAGUCUACAAUAACAUUAUGAGGCGUUAUUUGAAACAGAAGUUGAAAAAUAAUAGACUCAAGAAAGAAAACAAGCCAGUGAUUGCCCUACCUCAGAUUCUGGGACUAACAGCUUCACCUGGUGUUGGAGGAGCCAACAAGCAAGCCAAAGCUGAAGAACACAUUCUAAAAAUAUGUGCCAAUCUUGAUGCAUUUACCAUUAAAACUGUGAAAGAAAAUAUUGAUCAGCUCAAAGAGCAAAUGAAGGAGCCAUGCAAGAAGUUUGCAAUUGCAGAUGACACCCGAGAGGAUCCAUUUAAAGAGAAACUUCUAGAAAUAAUGACAAGGAUUCAAACUUAUUGCCAGAUGAGUCCAAUGUCAGAUUUUGGAACUCAACAUUAUGAACAAUGGGCCAUUCAUAUGGAAAAAAAAGCUGCAAAAGAAGGAAAUCGCAAAGACCGUGUGUGUGCAGAACACUUGAGGAAGUACAAUGAGGCCCUGCAAAUUAAUGACACAAUUCGGAUGAUUGAUGCAUAUAAUCACCUUGAAACUUUCUAUAAUAAUGAGAGAGAAAAGAAACUCGCAGUCCAAGAAGAUGCCAGUGAUGAGAGUGAUAAUGAUGAUUGUGGUGGUGAUGAAGAUAAUUUUAACAAACCAUUGGAACAGGAUGGGACAGAUAGAUUUCUUAUGGCAUUAUUUUUUGAAAACAAAAACAUGUUGAAAAAACUAGCUGACAACCCAGAACAUGAAAAUGAAAAGCUGAUCAAAUUAAGAAACACCAUAAUGGAACAAUACACGAGAGCUGAGGAAUCAGCACGAGGAAUAAUUUUCACAAAAACUCGGCAGAGUGCUUAUGCCCUUUCCCAGUGGAUUACUGAAAACGAAAAAUUUGCAGAAGUAGGUGUUAAAGCCCACCAUCUUAUUGGAGCUGGUCACAGCAGUGAGUUCAAGCCUAUGACACAGGCCCGUGGUCGAGCCAGAGCUGAUGAGAGCACCUACAUUCUGGUUGGCUGCAGUGGCUCAGGAGUUGUUGAACGUGAGACAGUGAAUGAUUUUCGAGAGAAGAUGAUGUAUACAGCUAUACAUCGUGUUCAAAAUAUGAAACCAGAGGAGUAUGAGCAUAAGAUUUUGGAAUUACAGAUGCAAAGUAUAAUGGAAAUGAAAAUGAAAAUCAAGAGAAGUAUCGCAAAGCAUUACAAGGAAAAUCCAUCAUUAAUAACUUUCCUCUGCAAAAACUGCAGUGUGCCAGCCUGCUCUGGGGCAGAUAUCCAUGUGAUUGAGAAGAUGCAUCAUGUCAACAUGACACAAGAAUUCAAGAAACUCUACAUUGUGAGAGAAAGCAAAGCACAACAGAAGAACUUUGUUGACUAUAAAACAAAUGGAGAGAUUAUCUGCAAAUGUGGCCAAGACUGGGGCACGAUGAUGGUACACAAAGGCUUAGAUUUGCCUUGCCUCAAAAUAAGGAAUUUUGUAGUAGUUUUCAAAACUAAUUCAGCAAAGAAACAAUACAAAAAGUGGGUUGAAUUACCUAUCACAUUUCCUGAUCUUGACUACUCAGAAUACUAUCUCUUAAGUGAUGAGGAUUAGCAUUUGAUUCAAGAUUCUCUUAAAUUAUUAUCACGUUAACAUGCAAUAUGAUUUGGAUCAAUGUUUUCAUUAUACUAUGGAACUGAUGUGAGUAUUAAUAAAAUUAUUGCUUUACUCUACGUUGAGCUUUUUAAAAGAAUAUAAUGUAUCGUGUUCCAUCUUAUUUGUUUGCAAGAGUAAAGAAAAUCUACCGAUAGCACUCAUUAGUAGGGAGCACUUAGUAUGGUGGAAAGAGUGUUGGAGUAUAAAUAAGAAUCCAAGGUGCCAAUCUCACUUCUGUCACUAAUUUUCAGGGGAAAAAAAAAAAAAAACAGCUUUCUUGUGGUGAAAAAGUUAUGUUAUCUACUUUAUCUUUUGUUAAUUGUUCAUUUCUGUACAUGUUGCCACAAAUUUAAUGGUUUUUAAACUAACCCUGUAAUAACAUGUGUAGAUCAGAAGUCUAAGCAGGGACCUCUGCUCAGAGUGGCAACAGGGAGGAAAUCAUGGUGUCAGCCAAAUUAUGUUCUCAUCUGGAGGCACGUGGGAAUGAACACGCUUCCAAGUCCAUUCAGAUUGCAGCCAAAAUUCAUUUCUUUGCAGCUGUCUGACUGGGAUUCCUAUUUUCUUGCUGGCUUUCCACGGGGACUCACUCUCAGCCCUUUGUACACAGUCUUCUCAAGGCCCUUUCCUCGAACAGACAUGAGCUUCUUCAAGGCCAGCAGAAGAAUCUCCAUGUCACUCUACAAGCAUAGGUGCCUGUAGGCCAAUGUAGCCAAAGUCCUUGCCCACACUUGAGGCAAGGAGACUGCUCAGGACAUCACACCAGAGGGCAGAAAGCUUGGUGACCAUCUUGCAAUACUACCUCCCAUAUCACUUCACCCACAUUUGUGAAUAAGUGAUGCACUUAGAAAAAUCUGAAGCACUUUGAAAGAUAUAAUCUUAAUAAGCAGCACUGAGUCAGGUAAGGCUUACUUGCUCAGCCUUCUGUGAUGGAAAACUAGAUACAGCAGUGGUGGGGUGGGGGUCGAGGGGGGCUAAAUUCAGACUGUUCAUGUUGAGAAGAUUACCUAUGCCCAUGGAGGAAAUGGCUCACCUUCCAGUCCAUGGGUCAGCAGCAUCUAUGUAUCUGUGCAGCAGGCAGCAGGUGCUGGGUGUUGUUAGAAAAUAAAGGGAAUAUGCUGUCUCUGCCCCUCUUCACUUCAGGUGAAAGAGUGACCUCUCUGUGGCUGCUGCAUUUUGGCUGUUUCUGAAUGAAGUACUAUCAUCUGGACAUGGACACAGGGCCAGAAGUCUGUACUACAGACCAUUCUCCUCCAUAGAUAAGCAGCCUCUUUUGGCAUGAAGGAGCCGCACGAUUGAGACAGAAACCAUAACUGACCAUUCCUACCAACACUUACCAAAUCUCACAGAUGGCUUCCUGAAUGGAAACAUUUAAUUCCUGUGACUAAGGAGCAACAAAGUGUUGGAGAAAGCGAAAUGAAAAUUUUCCUUUAAGUAAAAAAAAAUACAUUUAUUUAUUUGAAAGACUGAAUGAGAGAGAGAGAGAGAGAGACAGAAAGUGAUCUUUCAUCUGCUGUUUCACUCCCCAAGUGACCACCACAGAAGGGACUGGGCCAGGCUGAAGCCAAGAGGCAGGGACUCCAUUCGGAUCUCCUGUGUGGAUGGCAGGGGCAUAAGCAUGUGAAUCAUCUUAUGCUGCUUUCCCAGGCAUAUUAUCAGGGAACUGGAUUGGAAACAGAGCAGCUGAAACUCGAACUGGCACUCCGAUAUGGAAUGCUGUUGCAGCAGGCUAUGGCUUAUCCCAUUGUGCCACAAAGCCAGCCCCAAGAAAACUCUUCUGUAGCAUAAAUCUGUUAAUUACAUUCAAAGUAUUACAGUAGUGUUGAAUUUUCCUUUGAUGAGACCUAAGGAAUGUUAACCAAUCAGAACUCUAGAGAAUGGAAGGGAACAACAGAAGAUUUUUUUUUUAAUUAUUUUAAAAACUCCAGAUGAUUUCAUUUAAAGUAUUACUGCCUUCUAGAAUGUUUUGGAAAGUAUGCAAGAAACCAAAUGCAUAAAAUAGCUAAAUGUACUGCUGUAACAUAUGUAGACUAAUUUUGAGGUAUCAACAAA